GGCUCUUUUCUCUACCUCAGUCUUGGCAGCAGCGGCCGCAGCAGCACCAGCAGCAGCAGCAGCAGCGGUGGCGGCAGCAGCUGGGCAGGCGGCAGGAGUGGGGAGUGAGGCACACGGGGGAGGUGCAGGGGCCCGAGGGGCAGCUCGAAUGGGACAGGGCCCCCAGCCCUGGACAGAUGCAGUGCCAAACUUGAUGUCACCCGCCAGCUUCUCCGGAUUAAAGAGGGAAUGGAUGUGGCCACAGCUCCAAAGCAGGCCUGGACCCCGUGGUGUCCCCUCCUUUUCCUGCUCCUCCUGCCUGGAGGGGGCAGUGGCAGCUGCCCUGCUGUGUGUGACUGUACCUCCCAGCCCCGGGCAGUGCUCUGUGCUCACAGGCGACUGGAGGCUGUACCUGGGGGGCUCCCGCUGGACACUGAGCUCCUGGACCUGAGUGGGAACCACCUGUGGGGGCUUCAGCGGGGAAUGCUCUCCCGCCUGGGCCUGCUCCAGGAACUGGACCUCAGCUACAACCAGCUCUCCACUCUGGAGCCCGGGGCCUUCCAUGGCCUGCAAAGCCUACUCACCCUGAGGCUGCAGGGCAAUCGGCUCAGAAUCAUGGGGCCCGGGGUCUUCUCAGGCCUGUCUUCCCUCAAGCUGCUGGACCUCCGCCUCAACCAGAUUGUCCUCUUCCUAGAUGGAGCUUUUGGGGAGCUAGGCAGCCUCCAGCAGCUGGAAGUUGGGGACAACCACCUGGUGUUUGUGGCUCCAGGAGCCUUUGCAGGGCUGGCCAAGCUGAGCACCCUCACCCUGGAGCGCUGCAACCUCAGCACAGUGCCUGGCCUGGCCCUCGCCCGACUCCCGGCACUAGUGGCCCUUAGGCUUCGAGAGCUGGAUAUCGGGAGGCUGCCAGCUGGGGCACUGCGGGGGCUGGGGCAGCUGAAGGAGCUGGAGAUCCACCACUGGCCAUCUCUGGAGGCUCUGGACCCCGGGAGCCUGCUUGGGCUCAAUCUCAGCAGCCUGGCCAUCACCCGAUGCAACCUGAGCUCAGUGCCCUUCCAAGCACUGCACCACCUGAGCUUCCUCAGAGUCCUGGAUCUCUCUCAGAACCCCAUCUCAGCCAUUCCAGCCCGAAGACUCAGCCCCCUGGUGCGACUCCAGGAGCUACGACUGUCAGGGGCGUGCCUCACCUCCAUCGCUGCCCAGGCCUUCCACGGCUUGACUGCCUUCCACCUCCUGGAUGUGGCAGACAAUGCCCUUCAGACACUAGAGGAAACAGCCUUCCCUUCUCCAAACAAACUGGCCACCCUGAGGCUGUCCGGCAACCCCCUAACCUGUGACUGCCGCCUCCUCUGGCUGCUCCGGCUCCGCCACCACCUGGACUUUGGCACAUCCCCCCCUGCCUGUGCUGGCCCCCAGCAUGUCCAGGGGAAGAGCCUGAGGGAGUUUUCAGACAUCCUACCUCCAGGGCACUUCACUUGCAAACCAGCCCUGAUCCGAAAGUCGGGGCCUCGAUGGGUCAUUGCAGAGGAGGGGGGGCGUGCUGUUUUCUCCUGCUCUGGAGAUGGAGACCCAGCCCCCACUGUCUCCUGGAUGAGGCCUCAGGGGGCUUGGCUGGGAAGGGCUGGGAGAGUAAGGGUCCUAGAGGAUGGGACACUGGAGAUUCGCUCCGUGCAGCUGCGGGACAGAGGGGCCUAUGUCUGUGUGGUCAGCAACGUGGCUGGAAAUGACUCCCUGAGGACCUGGCUGGAAGUAAUCCAAGUUGAACCACGAAAUGGCACCCUCUCCGACCUCAACAUCACCAUGCCAGGGAUCCCUGGGCCCUUCUUUCUGGAUAGCAGAGGCCUGGCUAUGGUGCUGGCUGUCGGCUUCCUCCCCUUCCUCACCUCAGUGACCCUCUGCUUUGGCCUGAUUGCCCUCUGGAGCAAGGGCAAGGGCCGGGUCAAACAUCACAUGACCUUCGACUUUGUGGCACCUCGGCCCUCUGGGGAUAAAAACUCUGGGGGUAACCGGGUCACUGCCAAGCUCUUCUGACCUUUCCUUCCACGCUGGUGACCCACCCAAGUCAGCUCCAGAGGCAGAAACAGAACCAAGGCUACUUGGACCAGAACCUAGUCCCAAGCAGCAAACGUCUCCACAUCCCCUGCCUGCACUGCGCCAGAAACUAGCGAUGCCUCUGCUAGAGUCUGCCUCCCUGAGCUUUUCCCAUCCAUCCUCUCUUCUCCCAAGGUCCCAGGGAGCUGCAGGUACAGACCAUGUGGUCAGUGCAGCCCUCCUUGGUCCCCUACCCCUUCCACACACACAAAGCAAGAAACAUAACCAAGGCUCCAGUCUGCUAGUGUAACCACUGGGCUUUCUUCACACACACUUACAUCUUUUAAUAACCAAUAUCACUUGCCAACCACAGCUACAAGAUCAUUUCAGACGUGGGGCUGGGAAGUGCCAUUUGCUUCCUGGAGUCUCUAUUCCUCAACCAGGCAGUCUCCCUUUCUUUUUUGUUUCCCACCCCCACCCCCACCCUUGCCCCUAGGCUCCAGGAACUAGAGCCCAGGGUUCUGAGGCUAUGGAGAAGAGGAUGGGGACAGACCACACACUGGUCCUGUGUCUGCAUGAGCCUCCACCACCUUCCUCUGUCCGUCAGACCAUUAAACCUGCUGCCAGAAGGCCACAACAGCAGCAGCCAAACCUAAA
Molecule: messenger RNA, 2667 nt
Organism: Microcebus murinus (gray mouse lemur)
Lineage: Eukaryota; Metazoa; Chordata; Mammalia; Primates; Cheirogaleidae
Gene: LINGO4
Product: leucine rich repeat and Ig domain containing 4
Molecular function (GO): protein binding
Source: RefSeq, a predicted model, not a curated record